AUGAAAUUGGGCUGGCUUUUAUGCACGAUCGGUGCUCUAACGAGUGAAGUUCGGGCUCGUCUUCUUACGGUCCCUAUUGUUCCUUUUACCGAGACGGGCGGGAGUUAUGAUCUCUCACAGAUAACGGGGAUUGUUGUUGAUUCUCGUUAUUUUGAUGAGGUGGAUAAUCAGGGACAGACUUUGAUUCCGCCGACGCUGGGAGAGUUUGCGGAGACUUUUCAAGGGGACUUGAAAUCGGUCUUUGGUUUGGAUUUGAAGCUCACUAAGGGUGCGAAGCGAACGGAAAAUACUAUUUUCCUAACGCUUGGGAAUAAUACCGGAUUCAAGGAUGCUGCUGGCAGAUUCACUUCGGAAGGAUACGAACUCAAGGUUGAUAAUGAUGGAGUCGUCGUUACUGGAGCGAGUCCCUUGGGUGCGUGGUGGGCCACCCGUUCGAUCAUCCAAGCUGCGACAGGAGACUCGACGCUUCCUAGGGGAUCUGGCGUGGAUGCUCCGGGAUGGGGAACUCGGGGAGUUAUGCUCGACGCUGGUCGACACUUCUACCCCGCAGAUUUCCUGAUUGAGAUGUGCUCUUAUCUGUCCUUCUUCAAGCAAAACACCUUCCACCUUCACAUUAGCGAUAAUCUUUACAACAAUGUUGACCUGUACUCCCGAGAAAGGAGCCUAGAUCUCUACGCCGCAUUCCGGCUGUGGUCCGAUGACGAUUCUGUUGCAGGGUUGAACCGUCGGGCCAACGAGUCAUACACUCGUGAGCAAUUCGACAAUAUCCAAACAAAAUGCGCAAAUCGCGGAGUCACCAUUAUCCCCGAGAUUGAGGCCCCUGGUCACGCACUUGUCAUUGUACAGUGGAAGCCAGAGCUGGGCCUGGACGAUCUGAGCAUGCUCAACAUCAGUCACCCGGAUACUCUCCCGACGAUGAAGACAAUCUGGAGUACCUUCUUGCCAUGGUUCCACAGCAAGGUUGUCCACAUUGGCGCUGAUGAGUAUGAGAGCAGCUUAGUGGCAGACUAUACGAGCUUUGUGAACGAGAUGAACACUUUUAUUCAACAGGAGACAUCUGAAAGCAAGUCAAUGCGCAUCUGGGGUACGUUCACCCCGAAGGAAGGUGCCAAUGUCUCCAAGUCCGUCUCGUACCAGCACUGGGAAGUCUAUGAGGACAGCCCAUACUUUGAUUAUAUCGAAAAUGGAUACAAUGUCCUCAACUCUGAUGACUACUGCUACCUUGUAGGAGGGUGGAGUGGUUCAUACCCGCAGAAACUCAGCACGGACAAGAUAUUCAACGGUCCGUACGACGCGCCGUACUCACCCGUGGUAUUCGACAGUUCCAACAAGACUGAUAACCCUUCUCGGAACAACUCUCGAGUAUUGGGUGAAGUCGCGGCAUUGUGGAAUGACUUUGGCCCGAACGCCACCACCGUUUUGCAGGCGUACUAUUCCUGGCGCGAUGCUCUUCCCGCUCUCGCUGAUAAACAAUGGGGUGGCAACAUCACCGAAGAAGAGUACCUGUCCGUGUUCGAUUCGCUCCACGCCGCCGUGCCAGACCAGAACCUGGAUCGCGCUAUCCCCAGCACCUCCGAUACCAUCCUGCACUACACCUUUGAUGAUUACAAGCCAACCUCACUUGCCGACCAGUCUGGCAAUGGGUACCAUGGAACAGUGCAUGGAUGCAAGGUAGCCGACAACACUCUAUACCUGGCAGAUGGUUGCUAUGUUGAGACACCUCUAGGCAGCAAGGGACGCGAUUACACGCUAUCCUUCCGAGUCAAACCCACCUCCCACACCCCGGGCACUCUCUUCGCUGGACCUGACUCCACAUUCGUAAAUGGAAAUGGCACAAUUACCAACGCAACUCUCAUCAGCGGCGGCAAUCCCUACUCAUUGAACUAUACUCUGCCUAUAAAUGUAUGGACAGAAGUAAGCUUAAUCGGUAAUGGUAACGCCACCCUCCUUACCGUAUCAGGCAAGGGCACAUCUACAACGAUGGAGUUCCUCACGAACAUUGGGGUCGAUGGGAACUCAUUUGUAUGGGCGCCUAUAGGAGUAGAGGCACCGCUGACACGUAUCGGUGAAGGAUUCACCGGAAUGAUCCAGAACAUUAUGCUGAAGGGUAGUGUUCCGAGCUAA
Messenger RNA from Penicillium odoratum, 2124 nucleotides. RefSeq lists its product as uncharacterized. Lineage: Eukaryota; Fungi; Ascomycota; Eurotiomycetes; Eurotiales; Aspergillaceae. The transcript is spliced from 3 exons. Gene Ontology annotation, molecular function: beta-N-acetylhexosaminidase activity. The record is from RefSeq and is a predicted model, not a curated record. Bases 1 to 2124 code for a protein of 707 amino acids. Gene Ontology annotation, biological process: carbohydrate metabolic process.